AUGGACUUGGCUGCACUACAGGAAACUCUCAAGUUAGUCUGCAAGAAACAGCCUUCGUUAUUGAUGGAUGUCCUGAAAACUGCAAAUGAUAAUGGUGAUCCAACACCAGGGAGUAGCCCUGCGGUUCCAGACUGGUGCUCUUGCAAUAACUGUAGGGAGAUGCCUACCGAGAGGGAAAAACUGUGCUGUGGAAAAAUACCCCAGAACUGUCACACAAAAUUAGCUGAUUUCUAUACCAUAGUGCUAGAUGAAUUGGUUCUGGAAGUUGCCAUGAGAUUUAGGAAUGAUGCUUUGGCAGAACCUAGAGAUGACAACUACAACAGAGCUCAUCGGCAUACAGCUUACAGACAAUAUGUUAUGUGGAUGCAUGGCCGUCUUGGAGCUGGAAACCAAAAGGUCAUUCCCAGCUGCUGCAUAUGGAAAAUUCGAGACUAAUAUCCUGAACCUUCUGGUCAAUAUGUGGGAUACAUAGAAGGAGUCUUAGAUUGAUAAA
Molecule: messenger RNA, 493 nt
Organism: Saccostrea echinata
Lineage: Eukaryota; Metazoa; Mollusca; Bivalvia; Ostreida; Ostreidae
Product: P2X purinoceptor 7-like
Exons: 2
Coding region: 1-435 (144 amino acids)
Source: RefSeq, a predicted model, not a curated record